Cutaneotrichosporon oleaginosum is the source of this 4827-nucleotide messenger RNA. RefSeq lists its product as uncharacterized. Gene Ontology annotation, biological process: regulation of transcription by RNA polymerase II. Lineage: Eukaryota; Fungi; Basidiomycota; Tremellomycetes; Trichosporonales; Trichosporonaceae. Gene Ontology annotation, cellular component: histone deacetylase complex; chromatin. Gene Ontology annotation, molecular function: transcription coregulator activity; chromatin DNA binding; histone H3K9 demethylase activity. The record is from RefSeq and is a predicted model, not a curated record.
UAGCCAACUCAUCUUCCAUCCCUCUCGGCUACUCUAUCUGUCACAGGAAGAGCGUGCCGACUAUUCCCUGCGAACGAUCUAUACCUCUUCUUAUCCAAGAGCGCAUUAGCGUGCGACUCAAUCUAUCGCCACCCGAACACGCAGCCAUGGAAUGGAGAGAGGUGGAGCGGUCGAGUCCGUCGCCACCACAACCACUUCUCCAUCUUGCUGAGCAGGAUGGCCAGAACAUGAAUGCGGAUGGUGCUCCUGCAGUUACGGCGAGGGGGGCUCCUACAGCUGCCGCAGAUGAUGGCACCGACGGCACCGGUGGCACCCAUGAGCAGCCACCAGCGCAGCGUGCAGCCAGUGUGGCCACUCCGACCGAGGAGGACAACGCGGCACUGGCCGAUGACCGACCCCCGGAAGAUCCGCCGCCUGCUGAAGAAGGCGGAAUUGGCGACCUCGGCGAGCAGUCUGACAUCCAUGACCUUCCCGAGGGUGAUCUCAAUUUCGACGACGAACUGGAAGAAGCACAGCCCUCGACAGCCGAGGACGACUUUGACCUCGCGCCCCUGCCGACUGAGUUUGAUCCAGACGCGCCGCUUCCAGACCUUCCCGCGUCCACUGUUCCCGAAGAUGACGAGCUCGCCCUGGUCCCCCGCGAGGAGCCCGAACCGCCUUCAGAACCAGCAGCCGAGGCGGAGCCUGAGCAGCAAGCAGCUGCGGAAGAUGCUCCCCAAGCCGACGACGCGGAGGCAACGGAGCAGGCUGAUCAUGCGGACCAGGAUAUCUAUGCUGUGAUUCGUGGCUUGGCAGAUCCUGGCCUACAAUGGGGAGAUGGCGAAGAAGGGGCGGAAGUGGAGACGGAGGCGAUGGGAGAAGGUGACGCACAUGACGCCGAACAGGCGCCCAUGGACGUGGAUCAUUUGCCAGAAGAAGAACCUCGAGAACCCUCUCCUGCCCCCUCGUCGCCAUUGACCCCGCUUGGCCUCCCCGAGCUUCCCAAUGAGCUGUCUCUCGACGUGGAUAUUCCACCCUCCAGACUACCGCCUUCAAUACUUGCUCCCGAGUUGCAGACAUCGGAACCGGCCGAGUCCUCUAGAGCCGCACUCCGACGCACGCGGGGCGUCUUGAGCUCUGCUUCUCCUGCACUCAACGGGUCUGAGCGCAGACAGUCUUUCGGACGCAGUGACACCGACGACUUCGAGUCUGACGGCGGAGAGAAGCGGGAACGGUACAAGCGCCGCAAGGGUCUAGACGGCAAACUCAUCCGCGCGUCCGCUCGCCCACGGAAGCGAAUCGACAAGCAGCUCCAGAUCGAGCGCGACGGCCAGAAGCCGCCUGAGAAGGUUGCGCCGCGUGCGCGCACUCUUACCGACACGCGGCUCAAGGCGUUGGUGCGCGGCAAGCGGCGCGAGUUGCAACUGGCGCCUUGCAUUCGCAAACGCUACGGCCCGUGGGGAAAAUGUACCCAAUGCGUGAGCAAGAUUGGCGGCGAUUCGUGCCGGUUUCGCAACUACCGCGUCUUCCCACUGGACCCAGCGACAGGCGAGAUCACCGGCGCCGGGUGGUUCGAGUCGACCACUCUCGAAGACCCGCUCACGCCUUUGCCGAACAAGUUCAACGUCGAGCUCACUGAGGCGCACAUAAGCAGAAUAGAGAAGACUGUCGCCCCGCUUUUGGUUGGCCUAAUCUCGCGCGAGAUGCGGCAUGUUAUCAAAAACAACGCUCUGCACAGGCCGAUCGAUACAGCGCAGCACCGGUCCGUGUGCGAUUUCUGCUCAUCAACCAUCUUCGCUGGAUUUUGGUUCUGCACCAAGUGCGGGCGCGACUACUGCAUAGAGUGCGAGCGAUUUUUCUCGGCCAGCGCCGCCACUCUUACCGUGUCGCCCUGGCCCGUGCCAGAAGCAACUCGCCCGCGGCUGCACCGCUGCACGCGCGGGAAUGAGACCUUGCCCCUUUCUCCCAAGCCGCCCAAGGCUGGCAAACUCAAGCAGCAGAUGCACUUUCGCGACGACCUUCAGGCCGCCUCUCGCCUUUCGGCAGAUGAGCUGCGCGCCGACUUUCUCGCGCUCAUCAACUUUGUCCUGGAGCCCGGGGCAAGUGACAUGGACAUCGAGGCGCGUGUGGCAUCGCUCGCACUGGACGACGAGGAGACCGAUCUUGCCGAAGGCGUGCGGAACUACUUAACCAGGGCAUCACCCAGCGCCUCCAGUACAGAGGCGCCACUGUCAGAAGCAGAUGUACAAAAGCUGUACGACGCCUCCAAGACUUUGCGACAGCCGCCAGAUCCAACCGACAUCAAGCCGUUGCCAUUCAUGUACAUCGACGGCGACAAGCUUGACGGAUUACCAGGCGCCUUUGACGCUCUGUGGGCGCGUGGCGAGCCCAUGGUGGUGGACAACCUCAUGAAAAGGCUGCAGAAGCAGUGGACGCCUGACAACUUCAUUAGACGAUUCAAGGACGAGCCGUGCUUCGUCGUCGACUGCGAGUCGGAGCACGUCAUGAAGACGAGCGUCGGCGCCUUCUUUCUCCUGUUCAAGGAAUUGGGCGGCGAGACAAGCGUACCAAACCCUGUGCCUGUGCUUACGAAUGGCACAGCAAACGGGGUGCGCCCGGAUGAGGCGGAUCGGGCGGCCCACUCCACUGGCAGAUCCCUUUCGCCUCAUCAGUCGAUGACUGUCCAUAAGGCGCCAUCGCACGAGCCAACAGCCACAGGCAGUGUGCAGUCGGCGGGGCCGGUGUCCGGCAAGUCGAGCGGCAAUGGAACUCCUGAUGUGGAGGAGUCCAGCCGUUCCCCCGCCGCCGUCCCAGCUCAAACAACUCCAGGUGCUUCAAGUGCUGCGCGUCCCAUACUCCCUGCUCCCGCACAGCGAGGCUCCGUGUCAGGAAGCGGCACGGGUACUCCCCAACGGGCUUACACAUUCGAAGAGCAGGUCGCGCAGAUGGCCAGCUGGGCUCCAGGAUAUGCGGUGCUCAAGGCCGAACAACGCAUACUGAAGCUCAAGGACUGGCCAUCGACGGACGACUUCGCCAGUGCCUACCCUGAUCUUUACGAGGACUUUUCGAGGGCCCUUCCGGCGCCUGAUUUUACACAGCGCAUCGGCGUUCUUAACCUCUACUCCCAUUUCCCACCCGGCCCGACGCGCCCUGACAUUGGCCCAAAGAUGUACAACGCUCUUGCCGGCCGCGAGGAACCCGGCAGCUUCGGGUCGACGCGCUUACACAUGGACGUGGCGGACGCCGUUAACAUCAUGCUGUAUGCGUCCAAGCGCGCCGACGGCUCGCCUGGAUGCGCGGUGUGGGACCUCUUCCGCGCCGAAGAUGCCGACAAGAUCCGCGCAUUCCUCAAAGGCCGCUUCCCACACAUAAAGAUGACGGAUCCUAUUCACUCGCAGCUCUUCUACCUUGACUCAGAGCUGCGCGAGGAACUGCACGCGCAAUAUGGUGUUGCUUCGUUCCGUGUUUACCAAUACCCCGGACAAGCAGUGUUCGUUCCCGCGGGCUGCGCACACCAGGUCUGCAAUCUCGCCAACUGCAUGAAGAUCGCGCUUGACUUUGUGUCGCCUCACAAUGUUCGCAGAUGCCAGCGGCUCACGCAGGACUUCCGCAAGGAGAACUAUGUGCGAGUCUGGAAGGAGGACGUGUUGCAACUGUACAACGUCAUGUGGUACGCAUGGACAAACGUCCGGGGCAUCCGUGAGGCGCGCAAGCAGGCGGAGAUCGCGCGACGUGAGCACGCAGCGCGCAAGGCAGACUGGCUCGCGCGUCUGAACGCCGGACAGGUGCCUCACCUGCCUGGACACCCAGCAGUUGGACGUCAACCGCAGUACCCGCACUCGCGUACAUACCCUCACCCAUACGCGCCGGCUCGUGAGGACUCUCGAUACCACUCGUUUGCUCCCACGCCCGCGUGGAGCUCUAUGCGCGACGAUCCCUCACCCAGGGUCGGUGCUGAGAGUGCUGUCCGAGGGCAGUCGACACCGCCAACUGCAGUGCAGUCUGCGCCCCCGGAGCCGAAUGCUCCGCAGGCAGAGCGGCCAGUACGGUCGCCGAGCGCUGCAGAGGCAACGCCGACCCCCGUGGCUGAGGGUGGCCCCACACCUCCGCCCCCAACGUCGUCGUCCGAUGCCGUCGCGGUCUCGGCCAAUGCCGAGGCACAGGCGAAUGGCAGAGGUGCGGCAAUAACCGAAGGCCAGGAACCAAAAGUCCAAGAUAAGAAUCCCGAGUCGGCCUCGGAUUCGGCCCGGGAGAUCCCGCCAGCCAAUGACAGCGCCGAAACAGUUUCGAGUCCGCCAUUGCCGUCGCCUCGUGAAGAGCUCGCGCGUCGCCUGAUGGAAGCCGCACUCGCGCGUGAGCCCAAACCUGAGCUGCACGUCGACCCGACACCCAAGGCAAGUGCGCAGCGCGAGUCGUAUGACCGUCACAACUCGCGCAUCAGUUCCGCAUUUGGUGACUCGGAUCUCAGCGCGUUGCCCGACCUAAUGGACCUGGGCGGCGAGACUGGGUUCAGCGAUGUUGACAUGCUGGGCUAGGUGCGAGUCAGCUUGGUCUGAUUGUAUAGGCAGGAUGCCGUUACAGGCUGUAGCGAUGAAGCAGGGCGUUCCGCCAGAUCCAGACGACAAGCGGGGCGGAUCUGGCCCGCCGGCCGCCAGGGAUUGUAAUCAGCCAGAUUGCAGAUUGACGCCUGCCUCGUUUGGCGCUUCUCCAACGCGUCGUAUCCCUUUCUUGUGCAGGAGUUGGCAUGGAGAGUGCGUCUGUACUGUAGGCCUGUAGCCUAGUGUAGCCUAGCCAAGCGCGCGCCAGUGCAGCGGCAGUUACCCGAAAGAUGCAAGACUAAGCCAUGCC